AGCGGGGCCUGGUGGUGUCUCUGGAGCCGGCACCAUGUCUAUUAUGUCCUAUAACGGCGGGGCCGUCAUGGCCAUGAAGGGGAAGAACUGCGUGGCCAUCGCGGCGGACCGGCGGUUCGGGAUUCAGGCGCAGAUGGUGACCACAGACUUCCAGAAGAUCUUCCCGAUGGGAGAAAGGCUGUACAUCGGGUUGGCAGGGCUGGCCACGGACGUGCAGACGGUUGCCCAGAGACUGAAGUUCAGGCUGAAUCUCUACGAGUUGAAGGAGGGCAGGCAGAUCAAACCUCAGACUUUUAUGAGCAUGGUUUCCAAUCUGCUCUACGAGAGACGGUUUGGGCCAUACUACACAGAACCGGUCAUUGCAGGGCUGGACCCUGUAACACAUGAACCCUUUAUCUGCUCCCUGGACCUCAUCGGCUGCCCCAUGAUCACCGAUGACUUUGUGGUCAGUGGGACCUGCUCGGAGCAGAUGUAUGGCAUGUGUGAGUCCCUCUGGGAGCCCAACAUGGAGCCCGACCACCUCUUCGAAACAAUCUCACAGGCCAUGCUGAAUGCAGUGGACAGAGAUGCCAUUUCUGGAAUGGGAGUGGUGGUGCACAUCAUUGAGAAAGACAAGAUCACCACCAGGACCCUGAAGGCUCGCAUGGACUAACCCAGCACCAAUCCUGUGCUUCACAGCCCACUCUGCUUGGAACUUUUUUAAAUAAAACCCUCUAUCAUAGUGA
Neopsephotus bourkii (Bourke's parrot) is the source of this 725-nucleotide messenger RNA. It is a transcript of the gene PSMB3, whose product is annotated as proteasome 20S subunit beta 3. Lineage: Eukaryota; Metazoa; Chordata; Aves; Psittaciformes; Psittacidae. Gene Ontology annotation, biological process: proteasome-mediated ubiquitin-dependent protein catabolic process. The record is from RefSeq and is a predicted model, not a curated record. Bases 35 to 652 code for a protein of 205 amino acids. Gene Ontology annotation, cellular component: proteasome core complex, beta-subunit complex; proteasome core complex. The transcript is spliced from 6 exons.